Neoarthrinium moseri is the source of this 1803-nucleotide messenger RNA. RefSeq lists its product as uncharacterized. The transcript has a single exon. Gene Ontology annotation, biological process: xenobiotic detoxification by transmembrane export across the plasma membrane. Gene Ontology annotation, molecular function: fluconazole transmembrane transporter activity. NCBI's taxonomy places the organism in Eukaryota, Fungi, Ascomycota, Sordariomycetes, Amphisphaeriales, Apiosporaceae. Bases 1 to 1803 code for a protein of 600 amino acids. The record is from RefSeq and is a predicted model, not a curated record.
AUGUCGUCAUUCCUCAGAGAAGCCCCUGUAGGGCAGUUGAUCCGCCUCAUCACCAGAAACCGAGUCCUGAGAUACCCCGAAGAGCAACCAAACUUCGAGCUACCAGAGCCGUGGACCAGGCUCCUGAACGAUGAAUCGAAAGGGACAACAUCACCCUCAGCAUUCGAUGGCAGCAGGUCCUCUAGUACCCUUUCAUCCUCCACGGACGACAGCGACAACAACCAGGCAGAUACUAGGGCCUCGGUAUCAACCAGCCCAGCCGCACUCACACGGUCGAGGAGCGCCAACCAGGAUACAAUCUCCGUUGCCCAACACCGUUUCGAUAUCGAGCAGCAGCACGAGCUCGAAAAGACAAAGUCGAUCCCCAUCACACCCCGAAAGACCAAGGAUGGCGCAAUCCUAGUUGAUUGGUAUUUCACGGAUGAUCCCGCCAACCCUCAGAACUGGAGCGAUAUGCGCCGGGCUAUGAUCACACUCAUCAUCUGUUUGUACACUUUUGUCGUGUAUACAUCGUCGGCCAUCUAUACCACAUCGGAGGAGGGCGUCAUGCACGAGUUCGGCGUCGACGACACCAAGGCAUCGCUGGGUCUGGCCCUGUUCGUCUUGGGUUACGGCAUUGGUCCCUUGCUGUUCUCGCCUCUGAGCGAGCUGCCCUCGAUCGGCCGGAACCCAGUCUACAUCUGGACUAUGUUCUUGUUCGUUAUCAUCUCGAUUCCCACGGCGCUCGUGACCAACUACCCGGGCCUGAUGGUCCUCCGCUUCUUGCAAGGCCUUUUCGGGUCGCCAUGUCUCGCCAACGGCGCCGCCUCGCUGUCUGAUAUGUACUCGAUGCUCUCUGUACCUUACGCUUUGACUGCUUGGGUUUCGGCCGCUUAUAACGGACCUGCUCUGGGUCCGCUCCUAUCUGGCUUCUCUGUUCCCGUUAUGGGUUGGAGAUGGUCUCUAUUGGAAAUCAUCUGGGCAGCCGCGCCGGUGUUUAUCGCAAUGUUUCUGUUUCUGCCGGAGACGUCGACACCGACUCUACUGCUGCAGCGUGCCCAGCGCCUGCGCAAGCUCACAGGCUCGGAUCGAUUCAUGUCACAAUCUGAAAUUGAUCAGCAGAAUCUUGACAAACGAGCGGUGGUCAUUGACGCCCUGAUCAAGCCGAUCGAAAUCACAAUCAAGGAUCCUGCUAUUCUGUUCGUCCAACUAUAUACUGCGAUCAUAUAUGGUAUCUAUUAUAGCUUCUUUGAAGUCUUUCCGCUCGUCUACCCAGUCUACUAUGGGAUGGGCUACGGACAGGUCGGGCUGGUCUUUCUGUGUAUCCUCGUUGCCUGCUUGCUCGGCGUCACCGUAUACCUUUCAUACCUUUACUUCUACAUGAACCCACGCAUUGUCGCCAAGGGCUACCCUAUCCAGGAGUCACGCUUAAUCCCGGCGCUGAUCGCGGCCUUUGGUCCGACAAUCGGUUUGUUCAUCUUUGCGUGGACCGCGCGACCCGAUAUCCACUGGAUCGCCCCUACCAUCGGCAUCACCAUCUACGGCGCGACCGUGUUCGUUGUUAUGCAAUGCAUCUUCGUGUACGUUCCGCUGAGCUAUCCCCAAUAUGCUGCAAGCUUGUUCGCCGGCAACGACUUCUUCCGCAGCGCGCUCGCGUUCGCCAGCAUUCUGUUUGCGAAGCCCCUGUUUGCGAACUUGGGCGUCGCUCGGGGUACGACCUUGCUGGGUGGUCUGAGCACCAUCGGCAUUGCAGGCAUCUGGCUCCUGUACUUCUUCGGGGCGCGGUUGAGGAGUCUGAGCAAGUUCGCCGUUUCGGUGGAAUGA